UCCCCGACGUUGUGUUUAUGCAGCAGGUUCCUGUUACUUGGAUGUGAAGGCGCUGUAUUUCGCGGUGCCGCUUGAUGAAAAAUAUUUGAUAAUAUAUUCCCUUAGGCUGAUGGAAAAAGCUUACGCGUUUCAAAUAGAACUACAAUUCCCGGCAUCGAAUAACCCGAACGCGCAAGCUCCCUUGCACUCUAGCGCAAUACAGGGAGGCUGCUGCGCAGGCGCACAAGGAGCCACUGGCUAUCAAGUUGGUCAAACAGCGGGUGAUAAAAUGCAUAAGCUGAAGUCGUCGCAGAAGGACAAGGUUCGUCAGUUCAUGUCCUUCACCCAGGCUGGCGAGAAGACAGCCGUGUACUGCCUCACACAGAAUGACUGGAAACUAGAGGUGGCCACAGAUAACUAUUUCCAGAACCCAGACCUCUACCAUAGAGAAUCCAUGAAAAACUCAGUGGACAGAAAGAAGCUGGAGCAGCUGUACAACCGCUACAAAGAUCCCCACGAUGAGAAUAAGAUUGGGAUCGAUGGAAUCCAGCAGUUCUGUGACGAUCUGACUCUGGACCCAGCCAGUAUGAGUGUUCUGGUGGUAGCAUGGAAGUUUCGGGCAGCCACACAGUGUGAGUUCAGCAGGAAGGAGUUCUUGGAUGGCAUGGCUGAACUUGGCUGUGACAGCCCAGACAAGCUCAAGGCACUGCUCCCGAGAUUAGAACAGGAACUCAAAGACAACGGAAAGUUCAAAGACUUUUACCAGUUCACCUUUAACUUCGCCAAGAACCCUGGACAAAAGGGUUUAGAUCUAGAGAUGGCUGUAGCCUACUGGAACUUAGUUCUGACCGGCAGGUUCAAGUUUCUGGACCUCUGGAACAGGUUUCUAUUGGAACAUCAUAAACGUUCAAUUCCCAAAGACACAUGGAAUCUACUCUUGGACUUUGGCAACAUGAUUGCAGAUGAUAUGUCCAACUAUGAUGAGGAAGGGGCGUGGCCUGUCCUUAUUGAUGACUUUGUGGAGUUCGCCCGGCCAAUAGUAACUGGGGGCAAGCACAAAACUCUAUAAUCAUUGCCCAGCGAUGGAGGGAUUUUAUUCCUUUUAUUUGACUGUCUUUUUUGUUGUUUUUUAAAUAUGUGACAAAAAAAGAUAUACAAAUGAGAUACACUUGAAGUUUUCAACUGCUCUGCCAUCGGGCAUGUGAGUGGGUGGGGCCAGGAGGACCCACCAACCAAUCAGGCAAGGGAGCGGGAAGGAGACAGGAAGGAUUUUUUUUUUUUUUUUGGCUGGAAUUGCUAAACACGCUGUAACUGCCACUGCAGCAACCAGGGAGCAGAAGGGAGACGGCCUUCUCCAAGACACAGCACGCCACAAGGCAACACUCAGCGCCUCCUCCUGCUGCUCUCACCCGACAUCUCCAAAAGGGUGGGGCACUGUGACUGAACCCCCGCCCGGGGGCACCGCUGACAGUGCUUGCUUUAUGUACAAGGAAAAAAAAAAAAAAAA
This is a messenger RNA of Megalops cyprinoides (Indo-Pacific tarpon), 1486 nucleotides long. It is a transcript of the gene dcun1d2b, whose product is annotated as DCN1, defective in cullin neddylation 1, domain containing 2b. Bases 110 to 1048 code for a protein of 312 amino acids. The transcript has 7 exons. Gene Ontology annotation, molecular function: ubiquitin conjugating enzyme binding; cullin family protein binding; ubiquitin-like protein binding. Lineage: Eukaryota; Metazoa; Chordata; Actinopteri; Elopiformes; Megalopidae. The record is from RefSeq and is a predicted model, not a curated record. Gene Ontology annotation, cellular component: ubiquitin ligase complex. Gene Ontology annotation, biological process: positive regulation of ubiquitin-protein transferase activity; protein neddylation.